Messenger RNA from Quercus lobata, 1836 nucleotides. Its product is annotated as 3-ketoacyl-CoA synthase 12-like. NCBI's taxonomy places the organism in Eukaryota, Viridiplantae, Streptophyta, Magnoliopsida, Fagales, Fagaceae. Bases 134 to 1519 code for a protein of 461 amino acids. Gene Ontology annotation, molecular function: acyltransferase activity, transferring groups other than amino-acyl groups. Gene Ontology annotation, biological process: fatty acid biosynthetic process. The record is from RefSeq and is a predicted model, not a curated record. Gene Ontology annotation, cellular component: membrane. The transcript has a single exon.
CAUAUAUCAAAGCCUUACAAGUAACAAAGUUACAAACCCUCUCAUAGUUCCAUCUCUCUCUCUCUCUCUCUCUCUCUCUCUCUCUCUCUCUUCUUUCUCUAUUCUCUCUUUUCUCUCUCUCUCAUUCAUUCUCAUGGAGCUUCUCAUUUUACUCUAUGCUCUCCCUAUCUUCUAUUUCUUGUUCGUGAUAUGGAAGGGGGUUGAUGCCAGAAGAGACCAAGAAUGUUACAUUCUAGACUACCAAUUGUAUAAGCCCACCGAUGACAGAAUGCUAGACACUGAGUUCUGUGGGGAACUCAUCAAGAGGACCAAGAAUCUUGGUCUACUUGAGUACAAGUUUCUCCUAAAAGCCAUUGUGAGCUCAGGCAUUGGUGAGCAAACCUAUGCACCAAGAAUCAUAUUUGAUGGCAGGGAAGACAAUCCCACAAUUCUUGAUGGGAUUGCAGAGAUGGAAGAGUUUUUUUACGACUGUAUUGGAAAGCUCUUAGCCAGGAAAUCCAUUUCUCCCUCAGAAAUUGAUGUGCUUGUGGUUAACGUGUCCAUGCUCUCUUCAGUUCCUUCUUUAGCAGCUAGGAUUAUCAACCAUUACAAAAUGAGAGAUGACAUCAAAGUUUAUAAUCUCAGUGGGAUGGGUUGUAGUGCUAGCCUUAUCUCAGUUGACAUAGUCAGAAACAUCUUUAAGUCCAACAAGAACUUGUAUGCUCUUGUUGUCACUUCUGAGUCUUUGAGUCCAAAUUGGUAUUCAGGUAAUGAUAGAUCAAUGAUCCUUGCAAAUUGUUUGUUUCGGUCUGGUGGGUGUGCAAUCCUUUUGACUAACAAAAGGGCCUUGAAACACAAAGCCAUGUUGAAAUUAAAUUGUCUAGUUAGGACUCACCAUGGGGCUAGAGAUGAGUCAUAUGGUUGUUGCAUACAAAAAGAAGAUGAGCAAGGGAGGUUAGGUUUUCACCUAAGCAAGAAUCUCCCUAAAUCUGCAACAAGGGCUUUUGUUGAUAAUCUAAGAGAGAUGUCACCUAAGAUUUUACCAUUGAGUGAAUUGCUUAGGUUUUUGAUUGUGUCCCUUGUCCGAAAAAUGAGUCAAACCUCUAGUAAAGUUGGUGGGGCAACAAAACCUGUAAUCAACUUUAAGACAGGUGUUGAUCAUUUUUGUCUCCACACUGGUGGAAAGGCUGUCAUAGAUGGCAUUGGAUUGAGCUUGGAGCUUAGUGAAUAUGAUCUAGAACCAGCAAGGAUGACACUGCACCGUUUUGGCAACACAUCAGCCAGUAGCCUUUGGUAUGUGUUGGGGUACAUGGAAGCAAAGAAAAGGCUCAAAAGGGGUGAUAGAGUAUUGAUGAUAAGCUUUGGUGCUGGCUUUAAAUGCAACAGCUGUGUGUGGGAGGUGAUGAAGGAUUUAGGUGAUGCAAAUGUGUGGAAGGACUGCAUUGAAGGGUACCCACCAGUCUCUUUGGCCAACCCUUUCAUGGAGAAGUAUGGUUGGAUCAACCAAGAGGAUCCAAGCACCUUCAAAAUCCCAGAGUAAAACAGGUUAAAACAUUUUUAACUGUGCCCCUCAAAAGUGUCUUUCAUACAGUAUUUUCAAUCAUUUUUCUGUACACUAUAUUAUAAGGGAGGUUCUUUUGGUUAAAACUAUAAGAAGGUUCUUAUUAUUGUUGAAAUCCUUUGGCGGAUUUCAUAACCACGCAAUAAGCUGUUCUGUUUUUUCUUUUCUUUUUUCUUUUUUUCACGUUCAAGAUUGAUAACAGUACUGCUUUAUUUGGGUUUGAAAGAAUUAGAUACAAGCAGCUUGCACUUCUUGUGAAAUACAGGAUUUGAAUUCUUCAUAUUAGUUUUUGAUUA